GGUUACCAUUUUCUUUCGUCCUCUCCUCGCGUAGCCCGGAAAUUCCCCUCCCCUCUCCCGUGAAACCCUAGCCGCCACACGAAACCAAAUCCCGCCCCGCCGAAAUCGUUCGGCCGGAUCUAAAUCCCGCGAAUCGAAAUUUUCCCGUUCGAUUCGUGGUCGAUUAGAGCGAGCCUUGCCGCUCCUCUCGUGAAUCCGAGAGGUUGAGCGAGGUUGUUCCCAUCGGCCACCAUGUCGAGGUGCAUCCCCUACCCGCCGCCGGGGUACGUGCGGAACCCAGUGGCCGUUGCCGUGGCCGUGGCCGAGGUGGAGACGACCGAUAAGCUCCAGAAAGAAAGGGAAAAGGCCGAUAGGAAGAAAGAGAAAAAGAAUGGCAAGAAAUCUUUCCAUCAGGGUGGUGGUGAGACAUCGAAACAUUCCAAGCGUACCCAUAAGAAGAGAAGGCAUGAAGAUAUUAGCCUGGCUGAUCUGGAGUCCAGACGAGCCUCCAAAGAAUCAGCUGAGCAGUUGGAAAAUAGUGGACUCUCAGAAGAGCAUGGAGCUCCCUGUUUCAUUCAGACAGCAGCACAUGGCUCACCAGAGAGUUCUCAGGAUAGCAGUAAGAGAAGGAAAGUUAUACUCCCCAGCCCUAGCCAAAAUAAGAAUGGAAACAUUCUUCGCAUCAAGAUAAAAAGAGACCAGGAGUUUCCUGCAGCCACAUUGAAUAAUUCAAGGGUCCAACAAAUGGUACGAGGUCCAUCCCCAUUGAGUAAGCAGAUUGCUGUCCGACCUCACCAUAGGGAAGUGAUUGUGAAAUCAGAAGCCACUGCAGCUGUGCUAAAACAAGUGGAUGUACAACCUCCUCCUGUGAAGAUUUUGCAGAGAGUGGAAUCAUCUACCACUUCAAAUGUUGUGCCGAAGGUAGAUCCUGUGAUUGCACCAAAGAUCAUGAAGCAGAUAGAUCCCUGGUUAUCUUUGGAAGCAGCUACAGUGAGACUUGAACCUACACCUUCCAAGGUUAUUGGAAGUGCAGGUACAUUGCCUACCAAACUGAGUCCUGCUGCCCAGGUGUUUCAGAGAGUUGAUCCUCCAGUGCCGUCCAUUGGGCUCCAAAGGGAUGCCCCUUCAUCUAGUGCCAUGGUGUUGCAGAAGGAAACAAGCCCGGUUGCUUUUCGCCAGCCAGACGUGCAACUGCCGUUCCUUCCGCAACAAUCAGAUGUGCCUAUUGAGACUCUCAUCAAGCAGCAGCAGCCAAACACUUCCUUGCCCAUAGAAGAGCCUUCUUUCUCUGGUAGGAAGACAGAUAAGGGUGCAGUGCCAGAGAUUAAACAGUCCAAGUCAGAUCGGAAGAAGAACCGGAAGGCGGAGAAGAAAGAGAGGAAGUUUGGAGAUCUAUUUGUUACCUGGAAUCCACCAUCGUUUGAGAUGGAGGAUACAGGAGAUGGCGACCAGGACUGGCUGCUUGGCAGUGCCAGGAAACCUGAUGCCAGUGUCAGCUGCUGCACGGCAAGUGAUGGUUCAGUGCCGUUUCAAUCAGUUUCGCAGCAGUUCUCUUUGCAACCCAGGGCUAUUCAUUUGCCUGAUCUUCAUGUCUAUCAGAUGCCAUAUGUGGUUCCAUUUUAGUUGCGUCUGCUGGGUAGAUGAGAAGUAGAGGAGAUAUUGGGAGAGAGCUGUGCCGGUGUGGGAGAGGUGUUUCCCUGCCGCAGUUUUCCAGCUUUGUUCCAGAGUUUUCUUUUUUCUUUUUCGAUGAGUCUUCCAAGCUUCCUGUAUUGUUAAUGUACUUGUCCUAUUCUGCUCCCCUGCUGCCGUGCAGUUCAACUCGAAGUUGAUUCUUUUUUUUUUCUUGUUUAAGGAAUUCUGAUGUUGUAUUCCAUAAAAUCAGAAGGUGCUUAAUAAAUAUAGCUCCGAACUGUAAUGUUAUACGCCAAUUCAAUGAACAGAAUUGAAACUUGUGUCCGGA
Molecule: messenger RNA, 1939 nt
Organism: Brachypodium distachyon (stiff brome)
Lineage: Eukaryota; Viridiplantae; Streptophyta; Magnoliopsida; Poales; Poaceae
Exons: 3
Coding region: 232-1602 (456 amino acids)
Source: RefSeq, a predicted model, not a curated record